Messenger RNA from Priceomyces carsonii, 927 nucleotides. RefSeq lists its product as uncharacterized. The coding region runs from base 1 to 927 and encodes 308 amino acids. Lineage: Eukaryota; Fungi; Ascomycota; Pichiomycetes; Serinales; Debaryomycetaceae. The record is from RefSeq and is a predicted model, not a curated record. Gene Ontology annotation, biological process: endoplasmic reticulum to Golgi vesicle-mediated transport. Gene Ontology annotation, cellular component: trans-Golgi network; membrane. The transcript has a single exon.
AUGUCAAACGGUUGGGACCUGCCGAGUGCAGAUGAUUUUAUAAUACCAGAUGAAGAUGUGGCUAGUCAAGUUCCACCCAAGCAAACACAUCAACAAGCAGCUUCAGGACCUUCUAAUCAACUGACAUCUCAAAAACCUUCUGGCUGGAAGCCUAAAGUGGAUUUAUCCUCGGCAUUCACUCCAUUCACUUCGGCAAAAGACUUUUCUAAUGGAAACCAAAUUAAGGAACGUCAAUACACUGGAGGGGAUACUUUGGAUGAACCCAUAUGGCAGACCUUAAAGAGAGAUCUCUUACGGAUCGGAAAGCGGUUAGCUAUAGUUAUUUGGCCAAUGCAGUUGAGCAAAUUAGCUAAGAAGCAGCAGAAUAGACUUAUUGAUUUCGCUAGUGGUAAUGGUAUUCAACUUCCUCAACAAAUCUUAGAUAGCCGUAGGAUAUCGGUUUCUGAAUAUGACGAAGAAGAUACUGCUGGUAUGAAUUUGAGCGAAUCAGUUAACGUAGGAACGCUCGACUGGGAUCUUUGGGGACCCUUGAUUUUUUCAUUAUUAUUUUCGGCUACAUUGGGGUUUGCAAGCUCGAAUAAUCAGGCAAAUCUGGUUUUUUCGGGUUCUUUUUCCUUUAUCUGGAUAUUCUUUAUUGUCGUCGGAUUAAAUAUUCAGCUUCUCGGAGGAAAUAUUUCAUUCAUGUCUGCGAUCAGUGCAACAGGAUAUUCGAUGUUUCCAAUAGUGAUAGGUGAACUAUUAUGUUCUUUGCUCUUAAAGUGGAAAAUAAUACGUCUUGCCGUAAUCGCAAUUUUAAACACAUGGAGCAUAUAUGCAGCUAUGAUGAGUCUAAAAUGCUCAGGGGUUCUUCCUGGGAGGGUCUUCUUGGCUAUGUAUCCAGUAGGUCUUAUGUAUUCGGUGUUAAGCUGGUUAGUUGUUAUAACUUAG